AUGUAUAAACUAGGGUAAUACAUGCCAAAGCGUUAUGAUAUACUCAACAUAUUAUUAAUAAUUACGCUAUCAUAUCUGUCUUCUAAAAAGUGGUAUGGUCUAUCAAAUAUGGAUUUCAAAAUCUACCAUCUGAUGUCUUUGUUCACUUUAGUUUUUGCUAUGCAAUGCUUGUAAGUCUAGAUCAUAUAUCAUAAUAAAGCCUUAGUAAAAAUAUUCAAAGGAUUUUCAAAUCUUUUAGAAGAGUAAAACAUUAAAUAUUCCUUCGAUCUCCUAAAUUCUGAACAAGAUAAUAACAAUUAAAAUAGCACUACAACAAGCAAGCAAAAGCCAAAUCAAAUUUAUAUGACUUUGGAUGAUCUUAGUGCUGGUAUAUCUAUUUAGGAGGAAUUUAAAUCUGAUAAGAAGUUGAAUUAAACUCUCUUGAGUUUCAUUGAAAAAAUUAGAAAGAAUAUCAGUAAAUCAACUGCUCAAUAAAAGUUCUAUAUUAAGAUUCAACCAAUCAACAUUUCAAUUGAAAUCAACAUAGUCUAGUUUGAGCAAGAUUCAUAGAUUCUUCUUCUAUUCAAAGAAAUAGGUGCCUUUAAAAAACUUCAAAAAUCUAAGACUAGAGAAUAGUUCACAAAUGUUUUCAUUAACUCAACAGCUCAUAAUAUUUUUACGCCCAUAAAUGGAAUGAUUGGAGUACAGUAAUUACUAGAAAGGACUGUAUCUGGUAAUAGAGAGGCUAUGCAAUACUGUAAUUUAAUGAAUAUUUGCCUGUAAAAUCUUAUCUUCAAUACUAAAAACAUUAUUGAGCUUUCUAAAAUUCGACUUAAGAAAUCUGUUUAAAAACUAGAGGAAAUCAAAUUAGAUUCAGUACUGAAUGAGAUCACUAAUUUAUUCAGCUAAGAAAUAUCUAUGAAGUAGAUUCAAAUUAAUAAGUCAAUAUAAAGUGUCAUUCUAAAUAAUAAUCUACUCAUAGACCAUGAGAAACUUAGUCUUGUUCUUUUCAACAUUCUCAGCAAUGCUUUCAAGUAUACCUAAUCAGGUUUUAUUGCACUAUCUGCAAAAGUAGUUACUUAUAGAGAACUUCAAUUAAAGAUACUGGAAGAAUAAGACGAAAGUGUGGAAUAUGACUUAGGAUCAAAUCUGAAUGACAAUUCUAUUUUGAUCCAAUCAUCUCCUAGUAGUCAAUAGCUCGAUGAUUACAGAUAAUAGUGCAUUCAAUCUAUUUUAAAGAAUGGCUCAAUGGGUAUGCAGUAUCUUUCAUUUAGCGUAAUUGACACAGGGAUAGGAAUGGACUAGACCAAUACAAGGUAACUAUUUAAUCUAUUUGGGAAAGUAAAGCUUUCAGAUGAACAAAUUAGCUAGCAAGGAAUGGGUCUAGGUCUGACAGUUUCUAACUUAAUUUGUGAGGAUCUAGGAGGUAAACUUUUCCUUGAAUGGACUUUGCCUGGUAAAGGAUCCAAAUUUUAACUUUAUCUACCUGUUCAAAUUAACAACGAUUAAAGUAGUCAGUUCUUGUUUUUCAAUCAAUCUUUUACUGAAGAAUCAAAAUACUCUUUUAUCGAAAGACCAAAUACAGAUUACAGAGAAAAUUUAGAUUUGGCAGACAUUGAUGAUUUAGAACCAUAAAUCAGAGAAAAAUAUUUGAUGGAAUUACAACCAGUUUUUUCAAGAAAGCUAGCCUUAAAUAGCAGUUUAGAAAAUAUCAAUACCAACUUUAUAUUGACCAAUAGGAGUUAAAUGAGAGAUAGCAUAAUUGAGAAGUACCCUUCUAUUUUAGUAGUUGAUGAUUGCGCGUUCAACAUUGAUAUUCUCUCAAUGAUGCUUCAUCAACUAUUUGACUUGAAAAUUGAUUUUGCUAUGUCAGGACAUGAUGCAAUAAAAAAGGUUAAAAGCAGACUAUUCUUGAGUUAGACAGAUAAUAGAAUAUAAAUGUAUAAACUUAUCAUCAUGGAUAUAAACAUGCCAGUAAUGGAUGGAGUUGAAGCUACUAAAAAUAUUAAGUAACAAUUUCAGUUUUGCAAUCAAUAUGCUAAGAUAGUCGCUCACUCAGCGAUGCCAGAAGAAUAGUUUAGGACUAAUGCUGAAAGAUGGUUUGAUGGAUUUUUGUAAAAACCGCUAAAUUCUACUAAGCUACAUGAGAUUUUAAUCGAUGCUAAAAUCAAGUCUUGA
Messenger RNA from Stylonychia lemnae, 2157 nucleotides. The record is from the annotation of a GenBank genome assembly. NCBI's taxonomy places the organism in Eukaryota, Ciliophora, Spirotrichea, Sporadotrichida, Oxytrichidae.